AAUGGCAGGAGGAACUCAAACCCCGGGGAAGAAUCUAGCGAGCGCACCGGAAGUGUUCCGAGUCACAUUGAAGUGGUGUAUUCGGUUCUCCUUUUAAAGUCACCAACAGCUGGAACCAAAUUCCUUGUGUGUGUCAACACACUUGGCCAAUAAACCUGAUUUUGAUUCUGAUUCUGAUAUGAUACAGAUGAGAGUGCACCAGUAAUAGGACCUAGUCAUGAUUGUCACAAGGUUGAUCCCACGGCUGAAUGUGUUCUUCAGGGUCUCUGGUUCACAUCAGUACCAGUGCAAGUCUGUAAACAAUGCAAUACAACACUGUCGUUCUACUGGCUUUAUUACAAAUCAUACACAAAGGUACGCCACAUCAGCCACUGACAACAGGGAGCCCCCGAAACAAUGGACAGUGCUCGAGCCAGAGUUAGAGGACUUCCUCAUUCCACGGAAACUCUCUGUUACGCCCUUAGAGAGCUGGCUUUCUCUGCGUUAUUCGCUGCCUCCACUUCUUGAGGCUCCUGUCCCUUUGGAUGGAGGUGAUCUGAUAGAGGAGGCUGUGGUGUUGCCUCCUUCGGCUGUGCCUGUAUUGGAGGAUGGCGAGACCGCCACACCGCUGAGCUGUAAAAACGUGUUGGAGAUCCGGCGACGGAAGAUGAACAGGCAUAAAUACAAGAAGCUGCUGAAACGUACCAAGUUCCUGAGGAGGCGGAUCAAGGAGCGCAGACAGAAAAGGAAGCAGUCUAGAUUUGAGAAGGAUCUAAUGAGAAUCUGGAGGCGAGCGGGACUGAAAAAAGCCCCUGAAGGAUGGACCACACCUAAAAUCUACGUCACUCAUCAAGUAAAGCGCCGCUGAUUGUUUGCUUAAUGAAAAUUUACUGUGUAAAAUAAAAUAAACCUGUGACUUACUUGCCUUCACAUAAAUAAUAUUGUAACUGUAAUAAACACCUUUUACCACAUUAAGAA
Molecule: messenger RNA, 957 nt
Organism: Tachysurus vachellii
Lineage: Eukaryota; Metazoa; Chordata; Actinopteri; Siluriformes; Bagridae
Gene: aurkaip1
Product: aurora kinase A interacting protein 1
Exons: 4
Coding region: 218-847 (209 amino acids)
Biological process (GO): mRNA processing
Cellular component (GO): mitochondrion
Source: RefSeq, a predicted model, not a curated record